AUUUCCGUUUAGCGGACACGGACUAUGAAUUUUAUGAGCCACUUUUUUGUCUAAUUAAUUUUAUUUUGUACACUCUGACAUAUCGGUAAGGGAUGCGACAGAGACACGUACUCAGUCCAGUCUCAGAGAAAGUUAUGCGGAGCUUCCCCAUCAGCAAUCGACCUGCUGCCAAGUCCAGGAGUGGGAGCAGAAUGGACUAAACCGCUCAUCUCUGACGAGGGACACGAAAGCGAUCAGAUGUUUGAAUUCGAUGGUUCUAGUACAGCUGUGUCGAUACCAAAUUCUGUGUUAGAUCACAAUUUGCCCAGCGUCUUCACAAUAGCGACAUGGAUGAGGCAUGGACAACAUCAAGGACAAGACAAACACCUGAAGGAGCAUAUUCUUUGUACUGCUGAUGAUCAUAAAAUGAACAGACAUCACUAUGCCCUGUUCGUGAGAAAUUGUCGGCUGAUUUUGCUGCUCCGAAGAGACUUUUCCGAAGGAGAUUUGAACAUAUUCAGACCUGCAGAAUGGCGAUGGAAAAUCCCGCAGGUUUGCGACGACCAAUGGCAUCACUACGCCAUCAAUGUUCGCUUCCCAGACGUCGAGCUGUACAUUGACGGUCAACUAUUCCGCUCAGAAAAAAAGAAUCCGGAAGUGAUCGACGAUUGGCCGUUGCAUCCGACUAAGGGAAUUAAUACUACGCUCACCGUUGGGGCAUGUUGGCAGGGAUCUGAUAACAAGAUGAGGCAUCAUUUGAAAGGUUACUUAGCAGGCCUAAGUAUUUUGGUUGGUGAAAAUGAGAAACCAGAAGUAUUGAGCUGCCUCCAUCAGUGUAAAGAAAGUCUACAGGUUCCAGCUAUGGAACUCCUUCAACCAGGCAUGGAGUUGCUAACAAAUUCUGACUUGACGGAAGUUACCGUAGAAGGCGACAAUAGGACUAAUCUAGAGACGCUCGUCAGAAAAAUCGGAUAUCUGAACUCUAGGGAGUUUCCAACUCCUGGACGUAGGAAUUUACGUCUCACCACCACUGUUACGUGCGAUAAUGGCAAGCAAGUGAAAGUACCUGACGCCCAAACUUAUGUGAUGGUCCUGCGUCCCCAAACACCGAGUAUCAUGUUGAAUGGUACCGGAAAUAUGGCCAGGAAGUACGAGGAUUUCAGACUGGGAGUCAGAGUAUUGGCUGAUAUACAUAUCACAGGGGAACAGAAGCUGGACAAAUGUCAACUCACCAUCUACCCAAAUCUCAAUCCCGAUCACGAGAAUUUGAGCAUCCCAGAAGACAUGCUGAAAAGAUUAGGUAUGGCUGCGAGAGUAUCAAAGGACGGUGUCACAAUCACGGGAUCGGACAUGGUGUACAACUAUCAGCAAAUUCUCAGGACUCUGGUAUAUACGAACAGAAAACCAGCUUACUAUUUGAACAGGGUCUUCAAACUCACUUGUUCAGAAUUGAAUGGCAGAUUUACUUCCAAUGAAUACGUCCAAACAUUGACGGUGAUCCAUCCGACCCCUAAAGAGACGAUCGCCCGCGUGGAAGAGCACAUCAACAGCCACCAACGCCGCGAAUCCGAACCGCGCCCUCUGGCGAUGGUGAGCCACCAAUACGCGGCCCCCGAGCGUCUUGAGAUGUUGGGCAGCCCUAGGGGCGGCAUGGGGGCUGCGGGGGCAGCAGCAGGCUCGCACGCCGUAACAGUCAUUGUGGUGGUGUGCGUCGGCUUUUUGCUGUUCAUGAUUGUUUUGGGGGCAGUCAGAAUUAGGGCGGCGCACAGAUCGGCAGCGGCACAUGCGGCGGCGGCGGCUGCUGCGGCACAUCAUCAGCACGAUGCCUCCGAACAGGACGGAGAAAUGGCUUGGGAUGAUUCGGCACUCACCAUCACCGUUAAUCCUAUGGAGAACGCAGAACGUAAACUGGAAGGUGGUCUGCAAUCCGGCGCCGAAUAUAGUUCGGAAUCCGAAGAGCAAAGCGACUCCGAGGACGGUUCGUCUUCCGAAUGCGAAGGAGGCGGCGCAAGACACGCAGGGGGCGGCAACGGAGGCAGGAGAAUCAUCGCAGCCUCAGAAUGCUCCACUUCGGAUGAUGACGAUGACGAAGAGUGCGGCGGGCCGCGACCAAAUGCGGCCACAAGGACGGCACUCGCUAGGGGACACAGGUAUCAAAAUGUGAGCCAACUUGAAUGGGACAACUCCACCAUGUAAAAAUGAGGGAGUUUAAAACGUCACCUGACAUGGUGAAUAGUUAAGGUACGGCGAGUAGUGUUACUGGGAACGAGACGGACGUACACCUCAUAAAAUAUAGUACAAUCUUUAGAGAAAUAAUUUUGAAUCACUAAAACAUUAGUAUCAUUUAUCUAAAUUUUCUAACUUUAUGUAUACUAUCAGUUUGCAAAUAUUAAUUUCAAGUUAAUAUUUCUGUUUGAAAAUAUUCUAACUAUACGGAUUCAUACUACUUAUUUAUCUAUAUCCUGGAAGUGACGUACAAUUUUAUUUAGUAAAAUCUCGAGUUGUAUUCAUUGAUCAAACUUUUAUAAACAAUGCGAGAAUACAAGGUUUCAUUCUCAGAAAUUAUUUUGGAAAAGACUCUUGCAUCCUCACCUAGGAAUUGAUAGAAAUAAAGAGUAAAAAAAUACAAAAUCAGUCUCGUUCCCAGCAUUCCGACAUUGUCCUCGUACUUCUCUAUAAGAACUUGAUGUGUAUAAGUAGAGAGUGGAACAAACAAAAGAAAUAAUAAAAACAAACUACCGUUUUAGCGCACGUGCGCGGACGGUAAAACAUGCACCUUUCCCGCUGCCAACUUGAAAAACACGCUUGCGGCAGCUUCAAAAAAAUGAUGUAGAGAGCUACAGCCAAUCAAAAUUGUUAUACGAACAGCGCCUUGUUGGAAAGUUUUUAGGUCAAAGAAAGCUUCAUUUUCAAGUCUGUAACUGAUUAAGAAAAUAUACUUUGAUUUCAAAAUAUUAGACCUGAUUGAAUAAAGCAUUAUUUUGUCUAAAUGAUCAUCGCUUAAGCUAUAUACAAAAAUUAUAUAAAAAAUACGAGCGUGUUUUUGCGUUUGGCGGCCAUUGAUAUCAAUAAAUUACUCGUCCAUAAUUGUUAGAGAUAUAAUAUACAUACAAUAUACAAACAUACAGUUUGUUGUAUAUCCGUUCACCUUUUUAGCUAGUAUAAGAGCUAUUUACACUCUCCUACGCUUGAGUAUAUUUCCCGCCAGACGUUUCAGCUUUUUUUUUCGAAAAAAGGCAGCCAUUUGUUUUCGUACAAUUUUUUCGGAAUUAGCCACUUUGUUAAUUAUAUUAAAAUUUAUUUACCUAUGGUAUCAAAAACGCAAAAUUUUUAGAUAUUAUAAACAAUAAGUUUGCGUAAACUGAAGGUGAAAAUCGGGAGUUUUAAGAAAGGUUUGUCUGAAUUUAAUUUUUACAUUGUAUUAAUAUUGAAAAAAUAGAUACCUACUAUGUUAAAGUAUUAGAAUUUGUCAUAAUUCGACACCAAGAUGGAAAUGUUGUGUUUUUGGUACUAUACAAUUCGUUAUAAACGUAUAUUCGAUAGAGCCACACUCAUGCUUGUAGAUAGAAGUGUGAUAUCAAAAUAUAUAGAAAUUCGUUGUAUUUAUAAAUUGUUUUGAGACCACAUUUGACUCUGUAAGCGUGUGUUUUGGUCUUUCUACUUGUUAUACGAGUGAGUUUGAAGUCUAGGAUAUUAUUAUUAUAUAUAGUAUUUGUUCUGUAGCCGAUAAGUGUGUUUUACUAUUCCUCAAGUAUUUUUAUAUAUUCUGUAUUAUACUUUUUUUAUUCUUUUCUAGCCUAACAAAAUGGGGCCUAUCAUAUAGUGCGCAGGCAUUCUUUUUGAUACCGUCGGCUCGAUCCAUUAUCGUCAUACUUGCCAUAAAGUCGAUAUUUCAUCUCCUUCCUUCCCGUGAAGCCGAGGUAUCAAAAACACGUUGUUGUUCAUUUUUGAAGGUAUAAACAAGCAUCAGCAUUCAGUUUAUCUACUUAAACCCAUAUUACACGCUUUUUUGUACUUACUACUCUUAACUACCUAGUGUAAAUUUAUUUAAUACACAUCUGGACAAGCAGAAUUGGACUUCAGGAAAACGUAGAAUUGUCAGACAAAACAUACAGGGUCAGUUUUUUUUAUGGGUACCGUUAUUACGCAUGGUAUCUAAAAAAGUUAAUUACAAAAAUUGUAGACAACAGUAUGCUCCGUACUAUUUUUAAUUCUACGGGGUGACUCAUAAUUUUCAUAACUUUGACAACUCGCACAUCCGUAACUGUUAAACCUAGAGAAAUGAAUUUAUCGCCACAAAAAUUUCAUGAUCCCAUACUUUGUCCCUAUCUACUUACCUUUUCAAUGUUUUUCUCAGUUUAUACGGGGUGGUCAAUAAGGCAGAAUGAACGAUUUUUUAGGAUUAUUAUCAAACGCAACAUAUACAUAAUAAAUAUACAUAUUUUUACAAUUUUGAUUCCCCUUUUCACAGGCUUUUUUCUGAUGAAUGUUUGAUGGGGGUAAGUAAAAUUAGUUUUUGAAUACUAAAAACGCUGGGACACCCGCUUGACUUUCCGAAUGUAUUGCGUCAAGUUAGGUUCAUUUAAUUUUUGAUAAAAAUACACAAAUUUUAACCACCUUCAGUUACUGGCUGAAAGCUUAUCUUGGUUUGAAAAUAUCAUUUAGAUUGAUAUCCGGUUUACAAAAAAUCAACUGUAACUCGAAUCAUUUGUACAAACUUUAAUAAACCUUAUAUAGAACAAGAAGCCUGUAAAAAGGAGAAUUAAAACGUAUGAAACUCUAUCAGGUUUUCAAUUUGAAAAUUUUGAGAAAUCGUACAUUUUGAGGUUUUGACGACACUGUAUAGUCUAGCUGUAACAUUUGCGAAAUGCAAGUUGUUAAAGAUGUGUUUUUUUUUUGAUAGAUUGUCCAACAUCUCAACAAUUUGAAAAUAAAAUCCUAUACAUUUUUUUUUCAAAUUGCUUCGUUUGAAAAUGCGUAUUCGAAGCUGCGUUAAAAUGUCCAUCUUUCAAUUUAAAAAUUGUGUUAUAUAAAUGAGAAAAAUUUAAUCAAUCAUACUUUUGUAUUUAACUUUUUUAGAUUACCGUUGGUAAUAAUGGAGAUCUCGACUAGGCCCAUAUUACUUACCCUGGAUGAUAUCAACCAAAAAAUCUCUAAUUAGCUUAGAUGAACCUUUUGUCGACCAUUGAUAUGAAGCACGAAUCUGUGGAUGGUCCAACAAUCCUCACCCAGUAAUAAUGAAACCAUAUCAAUUUUUUAAAUAUUGUGCAAUCAUUUUGGCUGUUUUCCUUUUAUUUGUGGGUAGGUUUCGCGACUUCCAUAAUCACGCAGAUAAAGCAAAGAUAACCAGGUAUGUAAAAAUGAAGAAGGCUAAUAUGAAAUGUUUGCUUAGUGUUUAUAACUAAAAAAUUGGGACAUUAUUGAUUUCUACGUUUUCGGCAAACUAAUUGAUGUUUCAAAUGUUUCACAGCAUUUUAACCGCCCACUUGUUGAAUAGCACCCAUCUUGAAGAAAAAAAUAACCUGGACGGAAAGUCGCGAAACGCACGUGUGUUUUCCACAAAUUUUUCUAAAUGUAGAAGUAUCGAUGUUCGUCCUCUAAUCUCUGUAUACAUUAAAAUCUUUUCGCACAAUUUUACAUUUUUCGUUCUCUGGGUAUACCAGAUAUAGCGAUCAGAUGACACUGUACGUUUUCUAAAAUGAAAUCGUAAAUGUCAAAUUUCAAGGUGUUUUAUAGUGAUUUAUAUUGUUCUUUGCAGUAACCGAAUAUUAGAUUUUGAAUCAAUAAAUAGCAAUAGUUAAAAGAUGAUGACAGUGUCAUCUGUCGCUCUAUAUUUAAGAGUGUACAUACAGUUUUUGCAGCGAAAAUAGUAUUUUUUGUAUGUAGUAACGAUAUGAGUACUUAAAUAUAUAAUUCGAAUGAGACACUAUGGGGGUUGAUUUUAUUUUUUGAGGUACAUACAUUUGGCAAUAUACCUACUCGUAAUAUUACUACCGUAGGUUAAAGAGAUAUAUCAUAAUGAUGCAAUAUUUGUAGUAACUAUUUCAGUAUAAUCUGUUGUUGAAUUUUUCAGUUUUCAUUAUUUUCAGUUGUGCAAGAUUUGCAAAUUAGAAAUUAGUAGCUGUGAUGUCGAAAAAAUUAUGCGAUUUACAGCAAAAUAAGCACUUCUACAACUGGACUCUGAUAUUCGAGUUUAUUGCAAGUUUUCCAAUACUCUGAAAAAACUUCAAAGCAAAAUACAGGGUGUUCCUAAACAUUCAUCUUACCUUAUGCUGUACAAUUUUUGGGCUUUAGUGAAACGCAUAUAUCAGCAAUUUGUUGAGUUUAACACAUGAUUUUAAUAUUGAAUUUCCAAGUAGAAUAAAUCCGAAUUUUCAGAUAACUGGAAAACUAGUAACUAUGAAAUUGUCUAACUUCUACUUCAUAGAGUAAAUAUACUAUUUUUGACAAGAUACGUAAGGGAAAUGAAAUUCUCACAUUCCAGAAAUGAUGUAAUAUGUAAUUUAUUUCUAUGUAAAAGUUUAUAAUAUGGCUUAUUUGUGUGUUGAGGAAACAUCAGAAUCAAAUAAUCCGAAUGUCUUUAGGUGUUUGAAAAAAACCACAAUAAUUAUGUAAUAUGUGAAUGUACAUUAAAUAUUAACAAAAUAAA
Molecule: messenger RNA, 6628 nt
Organism: Acanthoscelides obtectus
Lineage: Eukaryota; Metazoa; Arthropoda; Insecta; Coleoptera; Chrysomelidae
Source: the annotation of a GenBank genome assembly